Messenger RNA from Sphaerodactylus townsendi, 2875 nucleotides. It is a transcript of the gene TGFB1, whose product is annotated as transforming growth factor beta 1. NCBI's taxonomy places the organism in Eukaryota, Metazoa, Chordata, Lepidosauria, Squamata, Sphaerodactylidae. The record is from RefSeq and is a predicted model, not a curated record. Gene Ontology annotation, cellular component: extracellular region. The transcript has 8 exons. Gene Ontology annotation, molecular function: type II transforming growth factor beta receptor binding; type III transforming growth factor beta receptor binding; growth factor activity. Gene Ontology annotation, biological process: regulation of cell population proliferation; BMP signaling pathway; SMAD protein signal transduction.
AGCUGGGGACGGCGUUGCCAGCAUCCCCGGGCAAAUGGCUGUUUGGGCUUCCGGGGCCCGGUGCCAAGGCUGAAGUUGGCACCCCGGAAUCUUGGGCUCUUCGGACGCAUGGGCACCAAACUUGUCAUGCCAGGCGGUCCCUCUGAAGCCUAAGGUGGGUCUCAGUGGCCUUUGAGCGCCGGCAGAGCCGCUCCUGACGGCCGUGUCCAGGAAAGCUGCUGUUUCAGGGUUUCCAGACUCAGCAGGCAGCGGCUGUAGGACUCCUGUCGGAAACAGGCCCGCUUUGCCAGAUGCGGGAGGCAGCUUGAGAGAGAUCUGAGAAAAGAGCAUCGAGAAACUCCGGCCUGGGUUUUUUUUUUUCCACCCCUGUUUUGGAGCUGAGCGCAAAGCCAGAAGCCAGGAGGCGGGUGGCGGUCAUGUUGCCAGUUUCGAAAAGCUGUGCCAGGCGGGGCGGUGGCAACUCCCCGUGUGUGGCCCGGAGCCUUGGCAUGCGGCGAGCCACGGGCUGGCUCUUCCUCCUCCUCCUGGCUCUGGAGUGCCUCUGUUCCGCCUUUGCCCUCUCCACUUGCAAGACGGUGGACAUGGAGCUGAUGAAGCGCAAGCGCAUCGAGGCCAUCCGGGGCCAGAUCCUCAGCAAGCUCAAACUCUCCAGCCCGCCUGAGGUCGAAGGGAGCGUGACUUUGCCCGAGGAGAUACUGGCGCUUUACAACAUCACCACGGACCUGAUCAAGGAGAAGGUGACGGAAGAGCCCCGGGAAACGCCCCAGGAAGAGUAUUACGCCAAAGAGGUCCACAUGUUCAAGAUGCUACCUUCCAACCAUGACAGCUACGGGACGCGGUACAAGAGGAACAGCCACAGCAUCUACUUCGGAUUUGACCUGAGAAAGAUCCGGGAGACGCUUCAGGAUCCCGACCUGCUGCACCGCGCCGAGCUGAGGAUGCUGCGUGCUUCCGGAUCAGGACAAGUGAUCCCGCAGCAGCGGGUUGAGCUAUAUGAGGAACACUACCUGUCUAGCAACGGCAGCGACUCCUUCUGGGAAUACCUGGAUGGGCGCACAGUCAGGGUGACGGCUGAGAAGGAAUGGCUUUCUUUCGACGUUACCUCUGUCCUGCGGAUGUGGCUCGGGAGUACCAGUGAGUUCAAGAAGCAUGAAAUGUGUGUGUGAGUGUGUGUGUGUGUGGGAAAACCACCUCUGUUAAAGGUGAGGGUUUCAGGCACAAAAGCCAAGCGGGGAGACCAACUGAGCCUGAGCCUCACGCAGAAGGUCCCCUACCUGCUGGUGAUGGCCAUGCCCCCCGAGCGGGCUGGUCAACUGCAAAGCCACCGGCGUAAGCGAGCCACGACUGGCAUCCAGUACUGCAGCGAUUUGGCCGAGAAGAACUGCUGUGUGCAGCCUCUGUACAUCGACUUCCGCAAGGAUUUGAACUGGAAGUGGAUCCACAAGCCCAGUGGCUACUACGCCAACUUCUGCAUGGGGCCGUGCCCCUACCUCUGGAGUUCAGACACGCAGUACAGCAAGGUUCUCUCUCUCUACACCCAGCACAAUCCAUCCGCCUCUGCCUCACCUUGCUGUGUCCCGGAUCAACUGGAGCCGUUAGGGAUCGUGUACUAUGUCGGCCGCGGCGCCAAACUGGAGCAGCUCUCAAACAUGGUUGUCAAAUCCUGCCGAUGCAGCUGAGAACAAGGACUCAUGGACCCAGCAAAUCCCCUCUGGGCUGGCUGGAAUCUUUUCCGAAACUAGGCAGAGGGGGGGCCAGGACUGAAGGCAUUUCAGGGCGCCCAUCUGCAACUCCUGAUUUUUUUUAAAAAAAUCCCAAACCUCAUGCCUUAAAAAAGAAAAAAAAAGCUUUUUUUUUAAACAAAGAAAAUGCCCUUCUGGGAAUUUUAUUAUUAUAAUAUUAUUAUUAUUUUGAUUUUUUAAAUUUUUUGGGGGGUUAUGACCGGGGAAGAUGCAUUGCACAUAUUGAUUUCUUUUUAAUUAUUUCGCUUCAGAUUUUGAAAGAGUUAUUUAAAGAGUUUAUCUUCCUUCUCCCCCUCCCCCAAGAAUGAUAGUUAUUUUCUAUUUUUCAAAAAAAUAAAAAAUAAAUAAAGGAAAGGGAAAAACCCCUUAACUGCUUUUCUGCCACCAAUCCAAAGAAUAAGCUGGCGCUGGAAUUUUUAACAUGGCCCCAUGGUGAGAUCAGCAGUGAUGAGACACCAAAUCCCAUUAAUGCAUCUCUGGUGCAAAAUGGCAGGAAAAUCUGAUUUUUAUGGCCAAAAAACCUCAAAGGAACAGAGGUCUGGGCGGGUGUCAACGUAUUGGAUGGGUGUUUUGCGCAACAAGGUUAAGAUUUCAGGUGGUCAAAACUGCUGCCCUCUUAGAUGGUACGAAACUUUGGCUGGGGCCGAGCAUACGACCCCAAAGCACACGGCGUUCCCCUGUCUGCACACGCAUAAGAACUGGGGACUCCACCUCACUUGGCUUGAUUAACCCCACCUCCUCAGUGACUACCUGCACCGCAGAUACUGCGGUCUGACUCUGCACACUGUGCGAAGACACCCACGGCCUCUUGCAGCCUGCACAGCAGCCGGGACGGCCAUGUGAAAGAGGCGGAAGAUUAGUCCCACCGUUGGUUUCGGCUUGCUAGCCAUUUCGCCUCGUCUUCUGGACUGCAGACUCUGCCUACCAUUAGCCUUCCAGAAAACUCUGGGAAGAAAAAAGGAUGUUAACAGAAGAGGGUAGGAGAUGGUUGGGGGUGGAAGGGUUGCAUUCAUCCAAUGCUGGUCAAUGCAGGGAUAAGGAACUGCGUCGAGGCCGGGUCAGGGGUAUACAACAUCAUGGCCAUUUUGGUGUGUAACAUUAAAGAAAUUUUUUUCCUGCCCCCAAUUGCAAAA